GCCACACCUGCUUGCAUCGCUCGCAUCGCUCGCUCGCGUCUGCUUCACUUAUUUUCCAUGAUCACCGCUUCACCUCAAAAGCAACAGCAUCCACAGCGACAACGACGACAACCACCACUAGCACCACCACCACCACCAUGAUGCUUGUCUCCACCACCACCUCUGCGCACUCACCUGCUGUCUCUCCUUAUCGCCACCACCACCACCACCCACACGCUGGCCUCCAUCAGCCUGGGCCGUACAUGGCCAGCGCCGCGGCGCCGCCGUCACAACAGCACCAACACCAACACCACCAGCAACACCAACAACACCAGCAACACCAACAACAGCAGCAACACCACCAGCAACACCACCAACAACAGCAGCAACACCAACAAGCGCCGUACCAAGCACCUCGGUUCUCGGGCAUGACCGAGACGAGGCAAGGGCAGCUGCCGGGCGUCCACGCUCGCGUUAGCGAUGUAGCAGGUAACCGCGACGGUGCUGCACAGACAGAAGUGGAGGAGGGCGGGCUCCCAGCCAAGCGGCCCAAGUUUAUUCGACCGGGCCUUGCUUCGCAGCUGCCGUCCCCCGUGCAGUCUCCGGCUGCCUUUUCGCCCUCAUCAACGCGUGACUUGCAAGCGGCAUCAUCCUCACCCAAGCGGUGGUUCAGCCCGCGGCCCAUGUAUGACGCCAACGACUUUGCAGACGAGGUGCCAAUGAAGCGGGCAAAGUGCGAGGACGGCCUCGCAUUUGGCAGCCCGCUCAGCAGCCCCCGUCCCGCGUUCCCGUCCUCCUCCUCCUCGCACCAGCUGCUGCAGGGGCAGCGCAUGCAGCAAGAGGGUGAUGGCGACACUUCUGCAGAAGCAAUGGCGAUGCCAGCGACUGCUGCUGCCACGGGCACCGAAGACAACGGGGACGGCAAUGGUGAUGGCGGGGAAGAAGUGACGGAGAUUGACAUUCGCCCGCGACAGAUGAGCCAGCCGUGUUUGCGGUGGUAUGACACGCGUUCCCAGCGCCACCUGCCUGCGACCUACACUUCCUCGUAUGGGCCAGCGGUGCCACGUCCCUUUGUGCCACAGCACAUGCUGUACAACAUGAUGUCAGCCGGUUCUGACGAGCGGUUUGCGCUGGUGCCAUAUGUGCCACGCGACCAUGUGAUCCAGGCUGCGCUGCAGGCGCCGCAACGACAAGGGCAGCUGCAACAGCAGCAAGACGGUCCCUCCGACAUGAUGAUCACCAGCGUGGACGGCGAUGACGACGACGACGACACCACUGCUCGGGCCCAGCAGCAGCAACAGCAGAUGCGACAGCAACUGUUGUUUGGGCAGCUUGGGGACAGUAGGCAUAGCGGUUAUGGACCAGCACACGCCUCUCUGAGUGCAGUGCAGCAGCAGCACUACGCGGAUAGCGCCAGUGUCACCAGCAGCGAAGAUGAAUCCGACCCAUACAAGGAGCACAUUCUCAUUGACAAGACACGCAGCAUGUUUGGCUAGAGCCCUGUGUGUGUGUGUGUGUGUGUGUGUGUGUGUGUGUGUGUGUGUGUGUGUGUGUGUGUGCAUGCGCGUUUGAUGUAUGUUUGUGUGUGUGUGUGUGUGUUUGUGUGCAUAUACGCGCGCAUGAGCGCGCCAUCGCGCCAUUGUGCUUGUUUGUUUACUAUUCUAUUCGGAGGCUGAAGCCUUGAGAAGACGUGGUGCAUGCACUGUUGAGGGUGCAGAGGGGAAGGCUUGCUUGGAAUUUGCUACUUGAUGCCACAUGAUGUGACUUGACUGACUGAUUGAAAUGAACCCCCGAUUGAACGAACCAAGCCAAGGAUUGUGCACUUGGGUGUGCCGUCACUGUAAUGAAAUAGCUGCUUCCCAUCCA
Salpingoeca rosetta is the source of this 1845-nucleotide messenger RNA. RefSeq lists its product as uncharacterized. Bases 138 to 1475 code for a protein of 445 amino acids. The record is from RefSeq and is a predicted model, not a curated record. The transcript has 2 exons. NCBI's taxonomy places the organism in Eukaryota, Choanoflagellata, Craspedida, Salpingoecidae.